Molecule: messenger RNA, 5220 nt
Organism: Gekko japonicus
Lineage: Eukaryota; Metazoa; Chordata; Lepidosauria; Squamata; Gekkonidae
Gene: GRAMD4
Product: GRAM domain containing 4
Exons: 17
Biological process (GO): apoptotic process; negative regulation of toll-like receptor 9 signaling pathway
Source: RefSeq, a predicted model, not a curated record
GCUGGUCCUGGGACAAUCAACAUGGCUUCAGGAAUCCAGGAAUAUAAUCGAACAGAGUCUGAUAGAUUAAAUGAGAUCAAAGGCCAUCUUGAAAUUGCCUUGCUGGAAAAACAUUUUUUGCAGGAGGAGCUCAGGAAGCUGAGAGAAGAAACAAAUGCUGAAACAUUGAAACAAGAGCUAGAAAAAGAACGUCAGAGAAGGAUAGAACUGGAACAAAAAGUCAAUGAAAUACUCAAAACAAGAACAGAAGAGCCACCUCCUACUCCACUUCCCACAAAAGCACAGACACAAGCCAAUGGAACAGAUAAACGUAGCCACAUGAUGUGUUCAAGAGUUCAGAAGUGGAUUUAUGACAAGUUUGGGGAAUACAUCGAAGACUUCAGAUUUCAGCCAGAAGAAAACACUGUGGAAACAGAAGAGCCACUUAGUGCUAGAAGACUUACUGAAAAUAUGAGACGAUUAAAGAGAGGUGCCAAACCUGUUACAAAUUUUGUGAAGAAUCUUUCUGCCUUAUCAGACUGGUAUUCUAUCUACACUUCUGCUAUUGCCUUUAUUAUCUACAUGAAUGCUGUAUGGCAUGGCUGGGCCAUUCCUAUGUUCUUAUUUUUAGCAAUUUUGAGGUUAUCCCUAAAUUACCUCAUAGCCAGGGGGUGGAGAAUACAGUGGAGUAUUGUGCCUGAAGUUUCUGAUCCCAUUGAACCUCCAAAGGAAGACCUUACAGUGUCAGAAAAGUUCCAGCUUGUUCUGGAUGUGGCACAGAAAGCACAGAACCUGUUUGGCAAGAUGUCAGACAUACUGGAAAAAAUUAAAAACUUGUUUAUGUGGGUCCAGCCAGAAACAACCCAGAAGCUGUAUAUUGCCCUGUGGGCAGCUUUUAUUGCCUCCUGCUGUAUUCCAUACAGGAUAAUUGGGCUUUCAAUGGGACUUUAUGCAGGAAUCAAAUUUUUUCUUAUUGAUUUCAUCUUCAAGCGAUGCCCAAGAUUGCGAGCGAAGUAUGAUACUCCUUAUAUCAUUUGGAUGAAUUUGCCCACAGAUCCUCAGCUCAAAGAGAGGACUAACGCAACAGUUUCAAGAAGGCUUCAAACAACAGCCUCGAGAAGCUAUGUAGGUGCAAGUGCCCCCGCUGGAGUCAACAGAGAUGAGGACAGUAGCCGUUUCCAUACUACUAAGAGAGGCAACUUCCAUGAAGUCUUUAACCUGUCAGAAAAUGAGCGUCCUUUGGCAGUAUGUGAAAAUGGCUGGCGUUGCUGCUUGAUUAACAGGGACAGGAAGAUGCCCACAGACUACAUCAGAAAUGGAGUGCUUUAUGUCACAGAAAAUUACUUAUGUUUUGAAAGCUCCAAAUCCGGUUCCUCUAAAAGAAAUAAAGUUAUAAAACUCUCGGAUAUAACAGAUAUUCAGAAGUACAAAGUCCUUUCGGUUCUCCCAGGAUCUGGCAUGGGUAUUGCAGUCUCAACACCAUCUACACAGAAGCCUUUAGUGUUUGGUGCCAUGGUACACAGAGACGAAGCUUUCGAGACCAUUUUCAGCCAGUAUAUGAAGAUAACUUCUGCAGCAGCAUCCAGCGAAAGCUAGUACAUCACCACAGCUGGUUCCCCCAAGGGGACUUCCUUUUUUAAAAUUCGGUUUACUCUCUUGGUUGUGGGGGAAAAGGUGGAACACCCUUCAUCAAUUCUGCAAUAAUUUCCUUCAUUGCACAUACCUUGCAUUACAUAAACGUAUUUUAUAUAUGCCUUCAUGUUUUUGUUUUUUAAAGCUUUUGUAAAAAAAAAACAAAAAAGGAAAAAAAGUGCUAUCAUCACCUCCGCCUUGCACAUUAAGCACUUUUAAUGUUUAUUUACUGGCAUUAAAAAAAAAAAAAACACAGCCUAUGGAGAUAUUUGGCUCAAGUAGCUGGAGAACAGACCAAGGGAGAUGCCUUGCUCAGCCCUGGAAACCCAGGAUGUGGUAGUACAUUCUGUUUCUUCUUCUGCUGUCAGUCCUGCACACAGCUGUAUGUGUACAAAUCCAGUUCUGGUAUUCAUGUAUGCAUAACUGGAUAGUAGAGUACAGCCUGACGUAAAACAAGUUAAUGUACUUCUGAAGGUCACUCUUUUACUAAAUUAAUCAAUGUAUAAAUAAUAUGUGGAAAGUAUUAGUAUCAGUAGUUACGCUUCAGACGAACUUUCUUACUAACUAUUGUACCUUUUCAAAGGGUAUCUUUCUGGACAAGGCAAAGCUGUUGUUCUUCCUGCUGGCUGGGUUUCUGGCAUGGCAAAUUCUGUGGUACUUCUGAGAGGGUAAAGUUUAUAUUGUUAAAUUUGGUCAUCUUUGCCCAUAGGAUAUGUCAGGCCAGCAGUAUUUCUGGAAUAUUUAGGAGUGCUUCCUGGUAGGAGGUUUGUGAAAAGGAGUUAUUCCUUAGCACAGUGAGAGCAGGGUAUGUUCCUUCCCCUCCCCCCAUCUUGUGUACCCCACAAUAAAGGCACUUUGCUAAUGUAACAAAUGAGGUUUGAAUGGAAAGUAUCAUUUGGAGCAAUUUUCGUUGUGAAUCUUUAUUUUAAGGGCCUGUUUUGUUAAUACAGAACAGUAGGACUACCAUGUCUUCACAGGUUUGCGGAAAUCAUUUUUUCUUCCAUUAAAUUCAAUACUACAAAUAUUUUAAAGUCAUGAAAACUUAUAUAUUUUGUGUACUAAAGGCUUGCUUAGAGAGUCUCAACUGCACAAGAUUCUGUGGAAUCCAUAAUCAGACCUUCCCAGUCUUUUAAAAAGACAAACAGCAGAUGUUGGGGACCCUGGUUUUGUACUGAGGCUCUGAUGUAGGGUGAAGAAGAGGUUUAACUCUUCUCCCACGUGGUUUUAUCAAUCAAAACACACAAACACCACACAAUGUUUUUAGAUAUAUUUUCCUUUCUUUUUAAAACAUUUUCCAGAGCUUUUUCCCCUCUCCAUCCAGGGCUAAACACAGCCACUCAUUGAUAGUUUUGAUUGGUGAAAACCAAGUGGAAGCUUAACAGUUAAACAUCUGUUCUCUUGUGAUGUGGCCCUGAUCUAUAUUAUUUUCCCUUAAAAAGAUGCUUGGAAGAUUUGAUCAUGAAAUUCACAGCAUCCCAGCUAAUUAGACAUCUUGAGUUCAGGUUUCUACAUCAAACUAGCACUAUUAGUAUGUCCAUGUUUAUCUCUCUGUCUACUUUCCUAUUCCCAUUAUGUACCUGAUAGACAGACAUGCCAGUUCUUUAAUUUACUUGUUACUGGAGCUUCAUGCCAGCUUUUACUCUUCUUUUUACUGUAACUUUAUUUGUGAAAUUCAUGAAUCAAGAAAACACAAUCCAGAGCUUUAGUAGCUAACAACAUGUUACUCGCCAGUGUGUAUAAGCCUCAACAGCCUUCUUAAAAAUUGUCAGCUUUGGAUGGAAAAGUAGUGGGAGUACAUAAAUCUUCCCCAUUCUGCAAUUUUCACAUUGUGAUUCACCCACUUCCAGUUUAACCCCCCCCCCCUUUCUGGGGAGGAGCUUCUGUUUACUUGCUAAGAUAAACAUGCUUCUGAAAGUUGCAGGGGAAAUAGAUGUUAGAAGUGGAAUUUAAGAGGAGAACUAACCAUUAGGGAAAAGACUGACCACUUUCCCACUCUAAGUGGUUUUAUCCCCAAACUGGUACUCUUUUAAAAAUAUAUAAUGUCCAGUUAACCAUCGAUUUAACUUUGUUGGAAGCAGAAGUUGUAGAAAAAUUGGUUUCCAUGUACUUUUGGUUCCUGUCAGUGCCCCACAUUGUUUAUGUUCUUGAAGGAAUAAAUAAUAAAUACAUGGGUAAAAUGAUCUUGAAAAAACUUCACAUGUAUAUGUUUAUGUACUGAGAGAAUCCCUUGUCCAAAAGACUUAAACAAGAUUGGUAAUUUUUGAAUUGUUCAUCUAAAUUUUUAACAUUGGUAAAAUACUGAUUGUAUUAAUAGGAAAAAGUUCCUAGAGUAGCAGAUGUCUAAGUUUCAGUAACCUAGGCAAUAUAACUCUUUCUUUUAAAAAAUAGGGCCUCUGAUUUAUAUACAGUUUCAAAUAAAUUGGGUGAAGGUAUUUGGGACAGUAGUGAAUAACCCCGUCCCUGCCUUUAAAAAAAAGUUUGUCAGACAUCAACCCAGCAGAGAAUCAAGGUAGUAGAUUGCGGAUAAAUAAGCAUUAAAUUAACUUAACUUUCUGUAUAACACGUUAGAAUCAUUGUACAUUGAGGUUUUUGUGUGUGUGUGUGUUUUUAUAGGGGAGAAGAUCCCUUGGGUGUUCAUGAGGUUCUCACUUUUUAAAAACAGAUUAUAUUUUUUACAGAGUGAGCAGUUUUUUCUUAUUUUUGUAUCAUUUUUUCAAAUGUAAUUUUUACCGUCACUCUGAUCAUAAGAAUACUGGUUCUGGUGUAAAUCGGGUAAUGGCACAUAUUACCUCCUCCCUUACCAGUUGACUAAAGUAUUGUUUUAGAACAUUGUUCCUUGAAAUUCUUUCUAGCUCUGACAAUGCCACAACACCCAACUGCUUAUAUUUUCAGAAGGGUAGUACUAUCACUAAAGACUCUGGAUACAUAACUGAUAUAAUCCCCCAGAUGUUACUCUAAUACAGGUUUGUUUAGAAUAAUCUACACUCUUAACAAUGCAAACAUUAAAACAGAAUUGUUGACAUAGUAAAUAUGUUACAAACUUUUAUGCAGUGGUGGUUUGUUCCAAUAUCAAGUGAGUGAGCAGGAUCUUUAAAGAGCAAGUGACAGGUAUGCCUGCACAUAUUUUUGCAGAAUUCAACUUUAUGUUGUAUGAAGAACUGUUGCAAAAGUAACUGCUGUUGUGUGAUAUGCCAUUAAUUCCAGUGCUCCAAAAAUAGCUUGAGGACCUCUCUGCUUUUUCUUUCCUAUAUCCUGAAAUGUUUUAACAUUUGUCAUCCUAUCCCGUGUUUAUAUAACCAUUCUCAUGUAGAGUCUGAAUUUAUCUCCUGGCCUGGAAUUUGCAGUAUGGUGCUACUGCAUGUAAGUUCAGUAGUGCUACUUCAUUGUGAAGUGUUAUUUUUUUCAACAUUUUUAAAGGAACACAUGAUUCUUUCAUAUAUUUGCUGUGUGUAUGUGUUAUUCUUAGAACACCUAGGGCUUAUUGGUGAAUUCUUUGUAUUUAAUUGAAUAACUUCUUUACUGGAAGUAGAGUGGUCAAGUUUGAGAACCUUUUUCAGCAAUAAAGGAAGAUGAAAACUGAUCACAUGUAAUGGUUCCCCCUUUAAAUUU